Patella vulgata (common limpet) is the source of this 3131-nucleotide messenger RNA. RefSeq lists its product as uncharacterized. NCBI's taxonomy places the organism in Eukaryota, Metazoa, Mollusca, Gastropoda, Patellidae. The coding region runs from base 45 to 1832 and encodes 595 amino acids. The record is from RefSeq and is a predicted model, not a curated record. The transcript has 3 exons.
GAAAACAAUGUGAAAAGUCAAUAUCUUUUAGCCCCCUCAGUACAAUGUCUUACUCAGAUUCAGACUCCCAAAUCCUUGAAGAGAAGACCUCUUAUUCAAGUCAUGAUUAUUUAACUCCAGAAAUUACAUCGUUAGAGUCUAGAGUGAUUUCUGAUGUAAUGCAAUCAGGGCGUAGCCACCUAGAUUUAACUAAAAUGCAAAAUACACCAGAAGAAUUUAUUGAUCUGUUGGGCCAAUGUAAAAGUGAUUACUCAGCAGAAACACCUGCAAUGGUAACAGAUCUCCAUUAUGAUAUUGGAGCUGUGAUAACUAGUGUGGAGUCACACAGUACUAAUACCUGUCAAACACAACCAAAAACACAUGGAGAAAAUAUGUUAUUUGAUAAAUCUGAGAUGAUAUUCAUCCAUUCACCAACACUCAAUAAUUUAAAGAGUGAUAUUAAAGUGAGUAAACCUGAAGUUGAGGGUGAGAUUAUACAUGGGGAGGUAGUUUGUGUUUAUGAGAAGCAGGAAAUUGAAGCUGUGAGUGAUGGGACUGGAUUACAUGCAUUCUUUAAAGGGGAUAUGUAUGAUUAUGAAUAUUAUGAUAAUUCAACUCAGAACAAAUCAAUAGAUAUCAACAAUGGGUCCAUUUGCUCGUACAUCAGACCCAUUCCACUGGAAGACUCCCAUUUUAAAUAUAUGUUAGAAGACAGAGAUGAGAUGAACAUUAAUGAUGAAGUUCCAGUCAAUAGUCCCACUCAUUUACAUGUACUUGAACAGAAUGAUUUGGAUAUUGAUAUCAAUAGAUGUCCUGAAUUGGAUGAAAGUAAAACCACUGAUAGCAGUGACUUAUUGGGAGAAAGGUCUGAUAUCUUAGUCAAGAGUAAUGUGAUCAUGCAUUGUAUACAGCCUACAGUUGGUAAUGAGAAAAUGAAAAUCAAUGAUGUUUUAGCUUUAGAUAAAAAUAGUGGCCGAAACCAACUUAAAAGUAACAAUAAAAUUGAAGGCACAGAGAAGCUUGCAGAAUUCCCCCAAGACGAAGAAUAUUCUCAGAGAGAAAACAUAUCCAAUUUGGGAGAUGACUUUAUAUUGCACCCAACAUGUGCAUAUGAAAUGUCACUCAAGGGUGUAAGUUUAUCAGAUGAGGAAAGGGAGGAAGAACUUGCUGAAACCUGCAUCAAGUAUAAAGAUGGCAGUUUUGAUUUAAUUGAAGAUAUAUGUGAUAUAAAAUCAUCACCAGAUAUUAUACCAUGUGCACAGUCUAAAACAAUUAUUAGUAAUAAUCCUGAUUAUAGCCACCAUGAUAUGUCUACACCUGAUCCUACUUCUGAUGACAGCGAAGAUUAUCCAUCAUUCCCUACCACCCAGUGUUUUAAACCCAGCAUAAUAUCAGAUUAUAUGGGAGCAGACAGUAGAUUAUUACAUACUCAACAGGAAGCCAAUGCAGAAAGUCGGGCAUGUAUUCCAUAUUUUCUGGAUAAUAAUAAUUAUGAGUUUGAAGAGGAAGCGAUUGUACCAGUACCUAGUUAUAAGAGAAGCAUAUCUCAGGUCUACACAACUAAAGAAUAUGAUGAAGAACGCCAUGAUUCUACAGAGCUUGUACCAUGUAUAAAUCAAUAUUCAACUGUAGGCAUGUUGAAACUAGAUCACAGUGAAUUACCAAUCUCAACAUGUUUCAAAUGGAAUCCAACCUUCACUUGCAAGCAAACAGAAAUGAAUGGAUGUGAAAUGCAGUCAGAAUUAGAUGGUGGAAACCUAUACAUGAAGCCAUUGGUAACAUGCUCUCGUCCAAUACGCCUUGGUUUAUCCAAAAAGCAGAAGACAAGGACACUCCACCCACAUCUUAGAUAAUUUUUCAUCACUUCUUAGAUGAUUAUAUACUUAUUUAGAUUAAAUAUUUAUAGAUAUUAAUAGUAUGGGUACAGUACAAAUGCCUUAUAGAUGUUAUAAAUUGUUGUAGAUUCAAAAGUUAAUAAGAUGUAUAGGUUUAUUUGUUGUGUUAUUAUUUGUUAGUACAGUAUUAAUAAUAUUAUAUGGGAUACACAAACCUUUAUUUCCAAGGUGCAAACCGAGAUUUGAUAUUAUUUACCUAUGCUAUAAGCUAUUAUUGUAUGCACACAUGCCUUUAGCCUAUAGGCACACAUCAUAUUGAUGUUUUAUAUUUUACAUUACAAAGUAUCACAUUUUCUAAACUCCUUUUAUUCAAUUAAUUAGUACCUGUAAACUAAAAACCCUUCGGAAUUGUUAAUUUUCCAUCUACUCUGGAAAUUAUGAAAUUAUAUAGUACUGGUAUUAGGAAUUAUAUUAAUAUUACAGUACCAUCUAUGCGAGCAUGUUAAGGGAAUAGAAGCAACUUUAAAAUAAACUACUGGAGCAAAUGACAUUUUUAAUGUGGAAUCAAAAACUCUCUGUAGUUGAUUAAUUACAGGUCAAAGUAUGAAUCUGCAAGACCACCUUUUGCAAUAUUGCAAUGUUUCAGUAUGGUAAGAGAUAUCAUGCUCUUUUCUUUCAACACCACAUUAUAAAAUUUAUGUAAAUAUGCAAAAUCACAAAUAGAGAAAAUGUCUUAUUUAUUGCCAGUGGCAGGAUUUUAAAAUAUAGUUAUUUACAAAUACAAAAUUUGUAUCUGUUAUUGAAAAUUAUUAGGCUGGUUCCUUAAGAUUUAUUAGUAUUCAUCAAUCUGACUAACAUUUGACCUCUAUAUAAUAAAGUUUAUUAUCUUUGAACUCCCUGAAUUGAUCAAACCACUUUGAGAUGAUUAAAUUAUAGAUAAUUUAACUUUAAGAUAAAUUAAACUUAGAUUGAUUAUUUGUUGUUGAAGUUUUAAGUUUUAAUUAUGAGAUGGCACCACAAUUGUAUUUAUUAUUAAUGUACGUUUGUUUAUAUUUUAAAUGCAUUAAAGAUUUUUGUGCCUUUUGAUGUAAUUUGAGAUUAUAUGGUUGUGUUGAUAUAUCAUUGCAUUUUAUGUGCUUUACAGUGAAUUAUAAUAAUUCUGCAUAAUUGUUUAAUUCAUCGAAAUAUUUGCUGUAGCUCAUCAUAGCAUAUCUGUGAUAACAGUGUAUAAACAUUCAAUUGAAAUGAUAUUUAGAUUUACUUAAUUUAUAUAUGUCUUUUUUAGUUAUCAUGGCAUUAAAUAAAUGUAUUAGGAGU